UGUGUAUGUGUGUACGAAAGUGGUGUGUGUUAUGAAUGGUCAGAUGGUAGAGUGUGUUUCACCUGGCACCCGGUGGCCCUCUCGUCCUCCCUGGCGCCGGUCCUCCCUUCUGGUGCCACUCCUCAACACUCACCUUACACCUUGAUCAUCUGUAGAGAAUUAAGACAGGGACACGUGACUGCAAGAGUAUAACAGAGCAUCAUGGGGGAGCAACGGUUAGCCAAAUGGUACUUUGGUGGUGUGGCUUCUUGUGGAGCUGCCUGCUGUACUCACCCCCUGGAUCUUCUAAAGGUCCAUCUUCAAACACAACAAGUCACACAGAUGGGUGGUGGGCAGAUGGCUGUCCAUAUUGUGAAGAAUCAAGGAUUUUUAGCUCUCUACAAUGGUCUAUCUGCAUCCCUUCUCCGACAGCUUACAUAUUCAACCACACGUUUUGCUAUUUAUGAGGUCGUGAAGCAAAGGAUGUCUGAAGCUUCAGGAGGGCCCCUUCCUUUCCACGAGAGAGCCAUAUUAGCAGGGUUUGCUGGAGCCUGUGGAGGCUUUGUAGGCACCCCUGGAGAUAUGAUUAACGUCCGCAUGCAAAAUGAUAUCAAGCUUCCAGCAGACCAAAAACGAAACUAUAAGCAUGCUUUGGAUGGUCUUGUUCGAGUUGUGAGGGAAGAAGGAAUUCCUCGUUUGUUCCGCGGUGCAUCAACAGCAACCUUCAGAGCUGUUCUGAUGACUAUAGGGCAGCUGUCCUUCUAUGACCAAAUCAAAGGAUUCUUGUUGUCAACACCGUACUUCACCGACAAUCUUACUUGUCAUUUUACUUGUUCUUUGGCUGCGGGUGCGAUUGCAACAACUAUGACACAGCCUGUAGAUGUGGUCAAGACACGUGCCAUGAAUGCUAGACCAGGAGAAUUCAGGGGUCUGUGGCAUAUUAUCACAUAUACUGCAAAAUUGGGUCCACUUGGAUUUUUCAAGGGAUAUGUUCCGGCAUUUGUUCGCCUAGGACCCCACACUAUCAUAACAUUUAUUCUUUUUGAACAGCUACGUAAAAAUUUUGGAAUUCUUAAAAUGCCAGCUUAAUAAAAGUGGCUGUAAUUAGGUACAUGUUUUGGAAUGCAUUUCUUUCUCAAGAAUUUCCAGUCUUAAUAGUACUGUAUUGUAUAUAGAAUUCUACUUAGUUACGUAAAUGUUGUGCAAUUUUACCUUAUGUUCAAGAGAAAUUUAUUCUAAUCAGCUAGUAAAUGCAGUACCUCACUAGUGCUUCCAGAUAAUGUGACAAAUCAAUAAAUUGAGAGUUUUCUUUUUGAUUCCAAGUCGGCAAUGACUAUCAGUAACCAACCAAAGAACAAGAGAUUCAUGUUAGUUCUGGUUGAAACUUCACAAAUGUUUUGUGGCAGAGGCUAGAUGUUGAGCCAUUUAUCUGUCAUGUUCUCAAAUCUGACUUGGAUUUAUAAAGUAUAGUACAAAACAUUAAAAAAAAUGUUUUGCUUUGUUAUAAAAUUUUAUGAGUAUUUCUAAUAAUGUUCUUGAGGUUUAUUGAGGAGGAGAGGAGUUUAAGUUAUUAAACUUUUUCCUCACUUUCAUCGUAUUUCUAAUAUUGUAUUGUUUAUUUUUAUUUUAUUUUUUUUGAAAGAUUCCCUUAGUAACUUACUGUUCCUUACACACUGGUACCACUAAGCACAAUGAUCAUGCAUGCCUUUUGAGACCCACAUUGAACUACUGGCAGUCAGGACCAGAAUCUGGCAUUUUAUUCAAAGUGAAGGGAAAAUGAGAAAUCUACCCAAACUGAGAACAUCCAGAUAGUUAAAACAAAACAAACAACUGCUGUAGGCAUGAGUUAGCUUUCUUGUUUGAUUUCCACUUGUUCUCAUCCCUAGUGUCCUUUGAUGUUCCAUCCAGCCGGUUAGUUUUACCGGUUGUCAGCUUCCUUCUGUCAGUCAAGGUUUUUUAAUUUGUGUGUAAUUACCUAAG
Procambarus clarkii (red swamp crayfish) is the source of this 1959-nucleotide messenger RNA. RefSeq names its product Dicarboxylate carrier 1 (gene Dic1). The record is from RefSeq and is a predicted model, not a curated record. NCBI's taxonomy places the organism in Eukaryota, Metazoa, Arthropoda, Malacostraca, Decapoda, Cambaridae. Gene Ontology annotation, biological process: phosphate ion transmembrane transport; thiosulfate transport; oxaloacetate transport. Gene Ontology annotation, molecular function: oxaloacetate transmembrane transporter activity; antiporter activity; thiosulfate transmembrane transporter activity.